AUGUCGACAGCGCAAGAAGCCCACGAGCUCAAGCAGCAGGGCGCCGAGGAGGCAUCCCGGGACCCCAAUAGCUCUGUCACCGCCGACGAUGCCCAGCGCAAGAUUAUCGAGGAGAGCCGAAAGGUCGGCGUAGCAGCCUUCAACUUCGACCCGGACGCCACUCCCGAGGAGAAGAGGGCACAGGCCAAGGCUGCUAUCCCCGACAACUUUCACAACCCCAAGAGACAGAAGGGCUUCGCCAUUGCUACCGACAUCGAUGACGGGGCCAAAGCUGCGUACGACCUGCCAGCUCCCUCAAAGGCCGGCGUUGUUGACGUUGCCAAAGACGAGGAUGGGAAGCCGCUCAGUAAGGAUGCGGCCGACGGAAAACCAGAGAUGGGCGAGAAGACGGGUUGGGCGCCAAGGUUUGGUUGGCCCAUGGAGUCGAUCCAGGACGCCGAAAGCUUGCUAGAUCAUUCCACCUGGCUUGAGGGCCGCCUGCCGGACAAGUUCUACGGCGACUGGUACCACAACGCCGCCAUCAUCUUCUUCGCAUGCAUCACGUCUUGGCUGGUCGCAGUCUUCGGAGGUGGUAUCGCCUGGGUGUUCAUCAUCAUGGCAAUCUGCUCUACUUACUACCGAACCUCCAUUCGUCGCGUCCGUCGCAAUUUCCGAGACGAUCUGCGCCGGGAGAUGUCCCUGAAGAAACUGGAGAGCGAUAACGAAUCUCUCGAGUGGAUCAAUUCGUUCAUGUUCAAAUUUUGGCCCAUCUUCCAGCCGGUGCUUGCUCAGACCGUCAUCAACUCGGUCGACCAGGUCUUGAGUUCGGCGACCCCUGCAUUCCUGGACAGUCUCAAGUUGAAGACCUUCACCUUGGGCUCCAAGCCCCCGCGAAUGGAGCAUGUCAAGACUUACCCCAAGGCCGAAGACGACGUUGUGAUCAUGGACUGGAAAUUCAGCUUCACCCCUAAUGACACUGCCGAUAUGACCACGCGACAGAUCAAGAACAAGAUCAACCCCAAAGUGGUUCUCGAGAUCCGGGUUGGCAAAGCAAUGAUCAGUAAAGGAUUGGACGUCAUCGUGGAGGACAUGGCUUUUUCCGGCAUUAUGAGACUCAAGAUUAAGCUUCAAAUCCCCUUCCCUCACGUUGAGAAGGUGGAGAUGUGCUUCCUGGAACGACCCACGAUCGACUACGUCUGUAAACCUCUGGGCGGCGACACCUUUGGCUUCGAUAUCAACUUCAUCCCCGGUUUGGAAAGCUUCAUUCUUGAGCAGAUCCACGGAAACCUCGCUCCUAUGAUGUACGCGCCCAACACGUUCCCCAUCGAGGUGGCCAAGAUGCUUGCUGGCACCCCUGUCGACCAGGCGAUUGGCGUCGUCGCCAUUACCCUGCAUGGAGCAAAUAGCCUCAAGAAUCCAGACAACUUCUCCGGGACUACCGAUCCCUACGCUAUCGUCACUCUCAACAAGAGGCAGCCUCUGGCACAGACCAAGACUAUCAAGGACACUCACAACCCGCGCUGGAACGAGACGCACUACAUCAUUGUUACCUCGUUCAGAGACUCGCUUGACACCAUCAUUUAUGACUACAACGACUUCAGAAAGGACAAAGAAUUGGGUGUUGCCUCUUUCCAGCUUGAGAACCUGGAGGAGCUCAACGAGUACGAGAAUGAGACCCUCGAGGUCAUUUCUGACGGCAAGGCUCGUGGAUCUCUCUCCUGUGACAUCCGCUUCUUCCCUGUCUUGCAGCCAGAGAAAGGCCCCGACGGCAAGGAUGAGCCCCUGCCAGAGUCAAACACGGGUAUCUUGCGAUUCAAUGUUGAGCAGGCCAAGGAUCUCGACGGCACGAAGAGUCUCGUCGGUCUUCUCAACCCCUACGCCGUGCUAUUGUUGAACGGCAAGGAGAUUCACCAGACCAAGAAACUGAAGCGGACCAACAACCCUAUCUGGGAGAACGGCUCCAAGGAAAUCCUCAUUACUGAUCGGAAGCAGGCCAAGCUUGGUGUCGUCAUCAAGGAUGAUCGUGAUAUCGCAGGCGAUCAGGUUAUUGGCACAUACCAGAUCAAGGUUGACGACAUGCUAGAGCUCAUGGAGAAGGGCAAAGAUUGGUACAACCUUACCGGCGUCAAGACUGGGCGUGCCAAGAUGCAGGCCCAGUGGAAGCCCGUCGCUAUUCAGGGUGUCAUCGGCGGCACUGGUGGUUACCAGACACCUAUCGGCGUCAUGCGGUUCCACUUCCAGAAGGCCAAGGAUCUACGUAACUUUGAGACCAUGGGCAAGUCGGACCCGUACACCCGAGUCCUUCUCUCGGGCGUGGAGAAGGCCCGUACGGUCACAUUCAGGAACAACCUCAACCCCGAAUGGGAUGAGGUGCUGUAUGUCCCUGUCCACUCUCCACGCGAACGCCUGCAACUCGAGGUUAUGGAUGCCGAGAAGAUGGGUAGGGAUCGCAGCCUCGGCUUGGUGGAGGUCUAUGCUGGUGACUAUAUUGGCCAAGACGAGUCUGGGGAGUAUCUUACCGACGAUAAGAAGCAUCUGCAUGAGGAUGGUCUCCGCAUACACGGCAAGGGCAUGGCCAAGGGCAUUCUGACGUAUACUGUGGCCUUCUACCCAUGCCUCAACAUCGCCGAUCCGGAGGAAGAAGAGGAGGCCGAAGGCAAGGCGUCACUGGAUGCUGCGCGAAACCCUGACGCGGGCAAGAUCUCGUCGCUUGAUAGAAAACCGCGCGAGAGCCUCGAUGUUCAGGGGGCUGACAAAGUUCCACCAACGCCGACGAGCCCUACCAUGCCCAAGUCACCGACCUCAACGGUUGCUCGGAAGUCUCGCGAUGACCCCAAACCGCCAAAGGUGCAUCUCACCCCUCAAGAGCUGCUCAAGUACGAGUCUGGCCUCAUUGUCUUCAAGCUCAUGGAAGCCGAGCUGCCCCGAAGCGACUGCUGUGUCGAGGUAUACGUGGACGACAUGGCAUAUCCUUCGUACAUCUCAACUCGGGCCAGGAGCAGAUCGCACAAGUAUGAUGAGAUCGGAGACUGCUUCAUUCGUGAGCUUGACUUUUCCAAACUCACCCUCAAGAUCCGCGAAAAGGAGGAGAAACGCCACGAGGAUCAGAGAGACUUGGCUCGACUGACCGGUAACACUCUGGAUACCCUCAAGCAAUGCUUGAACAACCCUACCACUCUUAAGAUGAAGGACGAAGAUGGAAGGGUCAGCACGGUCAAGAUCUCGCUCAAGUACAUCCCCGUCAAGAUGCAGCUUGACCCAAGUGAGAGCAUCAACAACAUGGGUAAUCUGCGUGUCGACGUCCUUGACGCCGCUGAUCUGCCAUCUGCCGAUCGCAAUGGCAAGAGUGAUCCUUACUGCAAGUUUGAGCUCAACGGCCACGAAGUCUUCAAGACUAAGGUGCAAAAGAAGACUCUGCAUCCGGCCUGGAACGAGUUCUUCGAGCUCCCUGUGCCAUCUCGGACGGCGGCCAAGUUCAGGGUCCAAGUCCUCGACUGGGACUUUGCUGACAAACCCGACCUGCUGGGCUGUGCCGACAUCAACCUGGAGCAGCUAGAUCCGUUCAAGGCACAAGAGGUCCAUCUCACCCUCGACGGCAAGUCUGGCGUCCUGCGGUUGAGACUAUUAUUCCGACCGGACUAUGUUGUCAGAAGCAGACAGGGUAGUUCCACCUUCUCGGGCACCUUUGCAGCUCCAGGCAGGAUUGUUACGGGCGUCGCCGGCGCUCCUAUCAAGGGCGGUGUCGCAGUCGCGGGCGUCGUGGGUCACGGCGUCGGCAAGGGAGCUUCGUUCCUCAAGCGUGGCUUCAAGGGCAAGAAGGACGACGAGGGCAACGGUCUGGUCGUCCCCAGCGGUUCGAACACCGACCUGCCCACCAUCACUACCACGGAGCCCGCGCCAUCUGGCCUCCGGCGGUCGACCGGCUUGACCGACGGCGAGCCUACGUCCGAAGUCCCCCCCGGCCCUGCCAACGGCGCCACUUCCUCCCCGCACCAGCGGACCAAGAGCAUCGGCGCCGCUUCCAUCCACAGCCUCGCGCCGGGCGCUCCCGGCACCGGCGCCGCCAGCUUCACCGUCAUCUCGGCGUCGGGCUACCCGCCCUCGUCGGACGUCUACGUCGUCGUCAACCAGCUGACGCCCAAGCCCAAGACGAUCGGCAAGACCAAGGACCACAAGGCGCCGUCGGGCACCGUCAAGUUUGACGAGACGUUCCGGGCGGCGGCGUGCGCGCCCGACACGCAGUUCCAGAUUCAGGUCAGGGAGCACCACACGUUCGGCAAGGACGGCGACCUCGGCGAGUCGGUCUUCUUCGUCGACGACAGCGGCUCCGGCGGCGAGAAGGAGAUCAACGUCGGCUCGGGCACCGUCACGCUCAAGAGCAGCUUCGCGCCGGCGGCUGGCGAGGGCGGCAGCGUCAUGGACAGCCCCAAGGCGUCGUCGCUGCGGAGGAGCUUCCUGAGCAAGAGGGAGAGCCGGCUGCCGAGCCGGGAGGGCACGCCUUCUUAG
This is a messenger RNA of Thyridium curvatum, 4485 nucleotides long. RefSeq lists its product as uncharacterized. The coding region runs from base 1 to 4485 and encodes 1494 amino acids. NCBI's taxonomy places the organism in Eukaryota, Fungi, Ascomycota, Sordariomycetes, Thyridiales, Thyridiaceae. The transcript is spliced from 3 exons. Gene Ontology annotation, molecular function: lipid binding. The record is from RefSeq and is a predicted model, not a curated record.